GUCUUGUGAGUCAUGCGGUUAAUGAAAAGUACCUGACAUAUAAAGAGUCCAUUCGUAUAAAGUGUCCAUUCGUUCUUCUGUUUGCUGCAGAUCGAUGACAGCUAUAAGAUGGUCACAUCACUCAGAACUCUUGUUGAAUGGACGAGGAGCCUUUUUAUUGCUGCUCCAGAAGAGCCACCACCCCCACCGUCUCCCACUUUCAGUGAGGAAUGGAGGAAGAUAAACUGGGGAGACGAAGAAAGUCUUCAGUGUGUGCGAGACUAUAAGCCUGUAACAGAUGACAUCAAACUUCUCCGAGUUCUUCUGUACGGGCCUGUUGGAGCUGGAAAGUCCAGCUUCAUCAACUCUGUCGUCAGCACCAUACGAGGCAGAAUGAGUGUUCCUGCUGCGGCCAAUGCAACAACUGCUGGAAGAAGUUUCACCACAAAAUAUGAAACUCAUCAUAUCAAAAUUGGGAAAGGAAACCAAGGGACGUAUCCUAUCAUCUUCAAUGACAUCAUGGGUCUGGAGGAAGGCGAUACCCAGGGAGUUCGUCCUGCAGACAUCAAACUGACCAUGGAAGGACACGUGAAAGAGGGUUACAUGUUCAAUGCUGCUGGUCCACUGUCAGAUGCUAAUCCGGGCUACAACAAAUCCCCCUCUCUGGACGACAGAGUUCAUGUCCUGGUGUGUGUUGUUUCUGCAAACUCAGCAGAAAUUACAGACUCAGUUCUGAGGAAGAUGGCAAAAGUCAGAGAGAUGGCCAGGGACCUGGGGAUCCCCCAGAUGAUGAUAAUCACCAAAAUUGAUGAGGCCUGUCCUGAAACUGAAAAGACCCUGAGGAAUGUGUACAUGAGCAAGUACGUGAAGCAGAAGAUGAAAGACUUCAGCUCAGCUGUGGGAAUCCCAAUGAACUGCAUCUUUCCUGUGAAGAACUACAGUGAUGAAAUCGAGAUGAAAGAUGAUGUUGACAUCCUGAUCCUGAGCGCACUGAGAAAAAUGAUCGACUUUGGAGACGACUUCAUUGACAAAAUUAAAGAAAAGGAAGAGGAAAAAUGAAUCAGAAUAUAACGCAGUGGGGCUCCUGGGCGUUUUGUAUUGCUUUGAAAUAUUUACUCUCUGGUCAGUGCACAGUUUUGGGUUUGGGUAUAUAUAUAUAUGAUAUGUGUCAAUGGGUAAGAUCAGGAAGAAAAAGCAUGAAGAGACUGAGAAAUACCUAAGGGAUCAAUUGGAACAGAUGUGGAAGGUGAGGUCCACAUCUGUUCCAGUUCAUUCCCAGUGUGUUAAGAUAACUGUUUCUUUGUUUCAACAGUGGUGGGAAGUAACUAAUUACUCAAGUAUUUCACUAAACAGGGUUCAAAAUUUCUUAAAAAUGCAAGUGGCUGCUAGAUUUGCUUCACCCACCAGCCAAAGAAAAAUUAUUGGUAAUCUAUUAAGUGGCUGGUAGAUUUUGAAACUCACCAGUCACAGUGACAGGUGGACAAAAAGAUGAUAACCUUGGUACUAAAGCACACUACAGUUGUAAGCACUCAUUCAUAAUGCUGUAUAACAAUAAUCAUAACAAAUUAAACAGCAUUCUAUGAUGACUUUUAAGGACAAUGCUUCAUAACUGUUGGUGGUUCACUGAUGUUUUCUUGCAAGGAUCACAGUGCAUCAUUAUUCUCAUAGUUGUAAUACGUUCAGCUACUCACUGGUGUAAUGUAUCAUGAUGGGAUUCAAAGUUAAGAUCGAAGAAAAGAUCAAAAAGAUCAAAUCUGAUGGUGGACUGCUACUCUUCACCACUUCACUGUGAAUGUACAGCAUAGAAAUCAUCUCACAAUGGGGUUCACAUGUGAUUCAUGAGACAUUCUUAUCUCACCAAUCACAGCGUAGGAUCAAUUGAUAAAUGUACAUAUCCCACCCCAAUAUAUUCUCCUUUUAGAGGCCUUGCCCUGAGAGUUUACGGCAUAGAGAGAUGUAAUAUGGCCAAGAAGAGAGCCUUGUCUUUUUCAAGAAGACUUUUGUCCAAGAAGAGGGAAUAUUCUGAGCUAGAAAUGGAACUCUGAAAACCUAGAUUGUAAGUAAAUGGACAGAACAAGAUGGGCCAGUCUGAGGGUCAAAUGUUUAUGACUCUGCUCCCGGCCUCACCUCAAAGUUGAUGAACUCUCGUCAUCCUGGCAUCAAGAGUGGUAAAGGUGUCAAUUGGAAACCCACCAGAUCCCAAGUUGCUGAUUACCAUCCUGGGAAAAUCCAGCGUUUUUGACAACUUAGCCAGAUUAACUGCCAGACCCGGGUCAUUAACCAAGCUCUAUCUUACUGGUGAAGAUGAAAUUAGAAAUCCAGAUGGGAGUCGUAAACUCAGGAAGAAUUCCUGAGUAGAGACAGAGAGUUUCUCUUGUUAACAAACUUAAAAUGUCUCUUUAAAGUAAAACUAUACAUUUUAUCCAUGUUCUAACAUUGUAACUGUGCAUAAUCCCUGUUUGUUAGUUGAAUGAUUUUCUUUUCCACUCUUGUAGGUCAUAGUAUGAGUGAGUUAUAAUUUCAUGUGUUUAAUCCCUCAUUUAACAUGGAGUCAUACUGCCAUCUUGUGACGAUAGUUAAGAAGGUUCUCGUAGGAAUCCCAUAUUAUAUUUCAAGUUAAAAUACAGUUGAAUUGAUUAA
This is a messenger RNA of Epinephelus fuscoguttatus (brown-marbled grouper), 2619 nucleotides long. Its product is annotated as interferon-induced protein 44-like. The coding region runs from base 109 to 1038 and encodes 309 amino acids. The transcript has 9 exons. NCBI's taxonomy places the organism in Eukaryota, Metazoa, Chordata, Actinopteri, Perciformes, Serranidae. The record is from RefSeq and is a predicted model, not a curated record.